Bipolaris maydis ATCC 48331 is the source of this 780-nucleotide messenger RNA. The record is from RefSeq and is a predicted model, not a curated record. Lineage: Eukaryota; Fungi; Ascomycota; Dothideomycetes; Pleosporales; Pleosporaceae.
AUGGAUGGAUGGAUGCAAGCAGAGUAUCGUGGCCACACGCACAGGACAGCGGUGUCGAGUGACAUGGCCGCCCCAAGGACGGGAUUCCUCGUCGAGGGCCAUGGAGAGGAUAGGGCUGGCAGGCCAAUUGCACAACGACCAUGGCCACGGGCCCAAUGGGGCAGCACUGCGGAGGCUAGGGUGGCGCGAGCGCUCGUUGUGGUCGGCAUCACGACAAGGCCAAUCGACUUGAUAGCGUGCAGUCGAUGUUUCAAUCAUGCGCUGGUCCAAGCGCAGCGAUGCGGACGGCAGCAGCGGCGGCGGUGCGCGGAACCAUCGGCAAGAAGCCGCGGCCCUUGCUCGGGCAAAUGCGACCUGCGAUCACCCACUAGCCUGGCCGUCAUCCUUGCACCAGUCGUCUGGACAGGCGUGCUCACGCCCCAGGCGGGUCGCUCAAGGCUUUCCACUAGUUCAUGGCAUGCACGUCAGUCGUUAGGGCCAUCUCUCCAGGGCACACGGAUCUCCCACCCGCUGCGUCAAGGCGCACAGUUUGUCCUGUCAGGCUCACCUGGGUUAGACGAUCGAGGCAGCGGCAGUGUCAAGUGUCCAAACGGACAGGCCCGAGUCCUUCCCCGCCCGCUGACGACGUGGAUGAACCAUGUUCCCUGCCCUCCUACCUACUUGCACGCCCACACCCACACCCACACCCACACCCCCAUACACACAUUACAUACAACAUUAUGUGACAAUGCGGUCGCCCUUGGCUAUGGUCGCAUCUAUCAAACGCAUGCACUCCUCUAG